UUCGGUCGUGAACGGACGUGCUUUCGCUGUUAAAACGGAAUCGGUAUCGCGAAACAAAAGAAUAUUGGCAACAAACUUGUUUGAAUCAAAUGGCCAAACGCAAAAAUCGGUAAAGGGCAAAAGGAUAAAUCUUUAACGGACAGUGAAGUGAGCCCGGCACGUGCUAAUUGAAAAUGCAGAAAUAAUACCAAGUGCAGACUGAUAGUUACAACCGAAUCCGAACGGGCCAGUGGUCACGGAACGUGGCAAGUGCAACAGAAGCACAACCGGAAAACACAACGUUAAAGAGAACAAAAAGCAACAGAGAAUUUGAAGCCCGGUGCGAUGCGUAGGAGGCGGGGAACGCCCCUGGGCGUCAGCUGGACGAACUGCGUCCUUAUAUUGUCCACCGGUCUGCUGGUGGUGCUCAUUUCGGUUCAUGCCAAGAACCCCAGGCCCCAUCGAGGACUACCUGCAACCAGGGAUCAGGUGGCGACUGAAAAUGCCCACAGGCGGGAACAUUCCGUGGAUGGCAGUGUCCUACAACGACUAUCCGAUCCAGAGAAGGACAUCGACAGCGAGGAAGAGGGCCUGAAGCACCAUCACCUCCACCAUCGGCAACAAUUCGAUGCGUAUCUGGGCACAAUCCGGCGACUGCGUCGACCCUACCGCAGCAAAUACACCAUCGAGCAGCUGAUGCGCCUGCAUGUGACACCAAAGGUAUCCGGAGACAUUGACAUGGAUCCCUGCAAGGCCGGCGGUUUCAUGGGCGACAUUGCCUUGCCGGAGGGCGAUUCCGGCCCUGUGGUGGCCCACACGCCCAUCGACGACGAGGACCUGGAGCGACAGGAGGUGGAGCAGCUGAUGGCAGACGCCCCGGGUACGGUCCACGACCCCGCUUCCGUUUCCGGUCCGGCUUCUGGGCCGACCAAGUUCAAUGCCACUUUUCAGCUGGAUCUGGAGAAGCUCAAGCAGGAGGUCUACCACGAAGGUCUGCAGGUGGAGGAGGAGGGCCUAACCGACAUCAUCCGCAAGAAGACCAAGCUGCCCAGUUCGGGUCCGGUCAACCUAAAAGCUGGACAGUCCCCAUUGCAGCAGAGUCAGAGUGCCAAUGAACCCGUGAAGCCCGGUUCAGAAUCACCAUCCGAUUAUGCCCAGGCCUCCAGCUACAAGAACGAGGUGCUGCCUCCAUCUGAGCAACGAGUCCAUGCAGACAAGCCUGCCAGGCUAACGCUGGUCGAGAUUGGCUCCAAGUCGGGCAACAAGACGCAGUCACUGCAUCGCAAUGUAGAUACACGAAAGAUUCAGUCGGACAACAAGGACAUCGAGGACGAUUCGGGUAAUAACUUUGUAGCGGAAAGAAGGCCAUCACAUAUUGUGCCCACUUCCCUGCCAGAGCAGCGAUCCACUCCAGCUCAUGUCUAUAGCAAUGCCGGAGGCAAUGGAAUGCAGUUGGACGAUGAGGUGGACUUCUUACAUUCCCGUGGAGUGGUGAGGAGGCGGCACAGACGAGGACCAAAGCAGCGACGCAGCAACCAACAUUUGGAGCACGAGGCCAAGUUGCAAAGAUUACGAGAGGAGCUAAGUCGGCCAGUGGUCGAGGGUCACAACCACCGCCAGACGCAUCACCAAAAGCAGCAGAACCACCAUCACCAACACCACCAGAGCCACCAUCGCAAGAAGCACCGGCGUCAGCACCGACGACGUGGUCAAAGCACCACGCAAUAUGUGAAUCAUUCCCCGCCAGGAUUCAAUCAAUCGGUCCAGCAAUCUGUGUCCGAAAUGGAUUUGCUGAAUGCAGACACGCCCAAGGACGAAGAGCAACUGCGUCAUCGUGUGGCCCGUGCCGUCACCGCCAAAAAGGAACGCAUCUGGGACUAUGGAGUAAUUCCCUACGAAAUCGACGGCAACUUUAGUGGCAUACACAAGGCGCUCUUCAAGUUGGCCAUGCGUCACUGGGAGAACUCCACGUGCAUUAAGUUCGUGGAGCGAGAUCCGGAGAUUCAUCCUAAUUACAUAGUGUUUACAGUGCGCAGCUGCGGAUGCUGUUCCUUUGUGGGCAAGCGUGGCAAUGGACCCCAAGCCAUUUCCAUCGGAAGAAACUGCGACAAGUUUGGCAUUGUGGUCCAUGAACUGGGUCACGUGGUUGGCUUCUGGCACGAGCACACGCGUCCCGAUCGGGAGAAACACGUGGUGAUCGAGCACAAUAAUAUUAUGAAGGGUCAGGAUUACAAUUUCAAUAUGUUAUCGCCGGAUGAAGUGGACUCUUUAGGGAUGGCCUACGAUUACGACUCCAUCAUGCACUAUGCAAGGAAUACCUUUUCGAAGGGCACUUACUUGGACACCAUACUACCCAUUGAGAUGAAGGGACGAAAACGACCGGAAAUUGGCCAGCGAUUGCGCCUGAGCCAGGGUGACAUUGCCCAGGCCAAUUUGCUUUACAAGUGUCCCAAGUGCGGUCGCACCUUCCAGGAAAGUUCGGGGAUUUUUGCAUCACCCUCGCACUAUACGGCAGGAGCUUUGACUAAUGAAACGGAACACUGCGAAUGGCGGAUAACGGCCACCUAUGGAGAAAGAGUGGAGUUGAAACUGGAGAACAUGAAUAUUUUCAAGUCGAACAACUGCGAGACGGACUACCUAGAGAUUCGGGAUGGCUAUUUCGAGAAGUCCCCGCUCAUUGGGCGCUAUUGUGGAAAGGUGGAUGAAAAGAUGGUGAUCCGGACAGAGUCCAGUCGCAUGCUGCUCACCUAUCUGAACACCCACCGCAGCGAGGGCUUCAGGGGCUUUAAAGCGGAGUUUGACGUUGUUUGCGGUGGCGAGCUGUCCGUGGACGAUGCCGUGGGCCGUUUGGAGUCGCCCAACUAUCCACUGGACUAUUUGCCCAACAAGGAAUGCGUGUGGAAAAUAACUGUGCCCGAUAGCUACCAGGUGGCGCUGAAAUUCCAGUCCUUCGAAGUGGAGAACCACGACAGCUGUGUCUAUGACUUCGUCGAGGUACGAGACGGUCCUGCCCAGGAUUCGCCGCUAAUUGGCGUUUUCUGUGGCUACAAGCCGCCGCCGAACAUGAAGUCAAGUGGCAAUUCGAUGUACGUGAAAUUUGUGUCGGACACAUCGGUGCAGAAGGCGGGCUUCUCGGCCGUGUUCAUGAAGGAGGUGGACGAGUGCGAGACCCAGAACCACGGCUGCGAGCACGAGUGCAUCAACACUUUGGGGGGCUACGAGUGCAGCUGCCGCAUUGGAUAUGAACUGCACAGCGACAAGAAGCACUGCGAAGAUGCCUGUGGCGGCGUUAUCGAAUAUCCGAAUGGCACCAUCACCUCCCCCUCGUUCCCCGAGAUGUAUCCUCUGCUGAAGGAGUGCAUCUGGGAGAUUGUGGCCCCGCCCAAACACAGGAUAUCGCUGAAUUUUACCCACUUUGAUCUGGAGGGGACUGCUCAUCAGCAGUCGGACUGCGGUUACGAUUCGGUUACUGUCUACUCCAAACUGGGUGAGAAUCGCUUGAAGAGGAUCGGAACAUUCUGUGGCUCCACCAUUCCGCCCACGGCAACAUCCGAAAGCAAUGCCCUUAGGUUGGAGUUCCACUCGGACAAGUCCAUACAGAGGUCCGGAUUUGCUGCUGUAUUCUUCACUGACAUUGACGAGUGUGCCGUGAAUAAUGGAGGCUGCCAGCAUGAGUGCCGAAACACCAUUGGAUCGUACAUCUGCAUGUGCCAUAAUGGGUAUUCCAUGCACGAAAAUGGCCACGACUGCAAGGAGGGGGAGUGUAAGUAUGAGAUUUCCGCACCCUUCGGCACAAUCUUUAGUCCAAAUUACCCGGAUUCCUAUCCGCCAAAUGCGGACUGUGUAUGGCACUUCAUCACUACACCUGGUCAUCGUAUUAAGCUGAUUUUCAACGAGUUCGACGUGGAAUCGCAUCAGGAAUGCACCUAUGACAACGUGGCAGUUUACGAUGGGGAAUCUGAGUCCAGUUCAGUUCUGGGUCGUUUUUGCGGAGAUAAGAUUCCCUUCCCCAUCUCCUCCACCAGCAAUCAGAUGUACAUGGUCCUCAAGACGGACAAGAACAAGCAGAAGAACGGAUUCACGGCAUCUCAUUCGACGGCCUGUGGAGGUUAUUUGCGUGCCACCAGCCAAGUGCAGCAGUUCUACUCACAUGCCCGGUUUGGUAACCAGGACUACGACGAUGGCAUGGACUGCGAGUGGACCAUCGCGGCACCGGAUAACAGCUAUGUCCAGCUCAUAUUCCUCACCUUUGACAUCGAGAGCAGCGAAAACUGCACCUUCGACUAUGUGCAGGUGUUCUCUGACAUAGACGACGUGUUCGGACAGUAUGGACCCAUGUACGGACAGUACUGUGGCAAUGUGCUUCCGCAGGACAUCAACUCGAUGACCCACUCCUUACUGGUUCGCUUCAAAACUGAUGGCUCGGUGCCAAUGAAGGGAUUCUCUGCCUCUUACGUGGCAGUGCCCAAUUCCGGGGAAUACGAUCACUCCGACGAGGAUGUGGAGAACUCUUACAGUUCCGAGGCGGUCACACCGUUUCCGGGUUCCUUGAAGAGCAUGUACAUCGAGGACACGCAGGAGGAGACCGACGAGUACAGUGACUUCAGCGGGAAUCAACUCGUUUUCAAUGGACAGUACCGGGGUCGCUAUAGUUUGCCCAAUCGAUACUACUCCGGAAAGGCAUAGAGUAACGUCGGGAUUACUGACCGGGCGCUAAAAUUCAUGACAAUAUAUUAAAAACGGAAUUUAUUUAACAGAUUUAAGCAUAUCGUGGCGUACAUAAAAAACAAGUUUCUCGAUCUUCCACGCGCACUCUUCUGGGAAGACCUAGAAGGAUAUAAUCAAGAAUCUCGUCUAGGUCCAGGCGAUCCAAUACUAGUUUUAGGCACUCGAAAACAAAACGUUAGGUUCCAGCAGCAAGUCAGCUAAGAUCUGUGGUGGCAAUUACUUAGACCUAUGACAUACAUGUAAUGUACUUUGAUUAGACUUCUCUAGACUCUUUAGCUAAAUGUGCAAUUUCCCCUCCUUUUGCAUUUCACUGAUCUAACUCUGAAGCAUUUUCUUCUCGGACUUCUAUUUUAAUGUGCCAUAUUUAAUGGUGCAGCGCAUUUCGUUAAGCAUCUUAGGAUAAGUCGAUGGUCGGCCCAUAUCAAAAUCGGAACGGAAUUUAGGAUAGCACAGAGAUAAACACAUAUCUUCGGAUGCACCGAAAGUGGAAAAUCCUUGUAGAUGGAUAAUGAAGAAUCGGAAUCCUUUAAUGUGAGGACACACUGAACUUUUCACGCAGACAUAUGUACAACUCUUGGAUAUUUGACUCAACUUAAUACGUAAUUAAAUCUAUACAUACAUACUAUUAAAACUUGCAUAGUAACUAUGUUUUAAAACCAAAA
Messenger RNA from Drosophila eugracilis, 5369 nucleotides. It is a transcript of the gene tok, whose product is annotated as dorsal-ventral patterning protein tolloid. The transcript is spliced from 14 exons. The record is from RefSeq and is a predicted model, not a curated record. Bases 325 to 4665 code for a protein of 1446 amino acids. Gene Ontology annotation, biological process: proteolysis. Gene Ontology annotation, molecular function: calcium ion binding; zinc ion binding; metalloendopeptidase activity. NCBI's taxonomy places the organism in Eukaryota, Metazoa, Arthropoda, Insecta, Diptera, Drosophilidae.